Molecule: messenger RNA, 1495 nt
Organism: Camponotus floridanus (Florida carpenter ant)
Lineage: Eukaryota; Metazoa; Arthropoda; Insecta; Hymenoptera; Formicidae
Product: serine/threonine-protein kinase 16
Exons: 6
Coding region: 284-1240 (318 amino acids)
Biological process (GO): protein phosphorylation
Cellular component (GO): cytoplasm; Golgi apparatus
Molecular function (GO): protein serine/threonine kinase activity; ATP binding
Source: RefSeq, a predicted model, not a curated record
UCUAGGUAGUGCGAACAACACGAACAGACCUUUAAAAAGCGAUUUUACCAGCCGGAAAAUGGAACAUUAAAAAAUACUCUAAAAUGGCGAUAGAUGGCAAUAGUAACGAAAGAUUUUGGCGUAAGCGUCGUCGAAGAAAUUCUCAACCUAACCUAUUUAUAAUUGACGUGUCACAAUAACGUUUGAUGUUUUGAAGGAGAGAGAGAGAACGGCGAGAUAUCUCUCUCUCUCGCCAGAUCUAUCUCGAUUUGAUUUCGCGAUGAGAUAAUAAACAACUGUGAAAAUGAAUAGUCUAGGUCUAAAUUUAAUUUUAAGAUUGGGUUGUAUAUGCGCCAAAGAGACUAUUACGGUAAACUCGAGGAAAUACAGGGUCCGCGAACAUCUCGGUGAAGGUGGAUUCAGUACGGUACUCUUAGUGGAAGAUGUUGUUACACAUAAAAAAUAUGCUAUUAAGAAAAUUGUUUGCUAUGGAUCAGAGGACCAACAAUUAGCAAUGAGAGAAAUUGAAUAUUAUAAGCUGAUAAAGCAUCCAAACGUUAUAGAAUGCAUAGAUUCGACACGUAUAGGUACAGCGGAUCCAAUUCUCAACACGACGAGUGAAGUAUUUAUUGUUUUACCGUAUUAUCACAAAGGAACUGUAGCAAAUGAAUUGGAACGACGAGCAAGAAAUUGUGAUUACAUGAAUCCUAUAGAUAUUCUCAGCAUUUUUCUACAGAUUUGCGAGGGUGUGAAAGCAUUUCAUGAAAUAAAACCAGAACCUCUUGCUCACAGAGAUUUAAAAACUGCAAAUAUAGUACUUAACGAUGAUGGAACACCUAUUAUUAUGGAUUUGGGUUCUAUGGCAACUGCUAGAGUUCAAGUAUGUGGUACUCAAGCUGCACGGGUUUUACAAGAUUUAGCAGCUGAAAGAUGCUCUAUGCCAUAUAGAGCACCAGAACUAUUCAACGUUGAGAGUUAUUCUAUGGUUGACGAACGAACAGACAUUUGGUCAUUGGGAUGUAUAUUAUAUGCAUUAUGUUAUUUUAAAUCUCCUUUUGAUACUGUUUAUGAACGUGGUGACAGUGUAGCUCUUGCCGUAAUGAGUGCACAUGUAACAUUUCCGGAAAAUACUCCGUAUAACGAGGAUAUGCAAGACUUAAUCCUGUCAAUGUUGAAAGUCAAUCCAAUGGAACGUCCAUAUAUAUAUAGUGUAAUAGAAAGUGUGCACGAUACCAUUGCCAAGUUGGAAGGUAGAGUGUAAUCGCUAACAUGGCAUAUACUGCAAUGGCUUAGAUUAUGCCUUUAAGAAAUACUAUGCAACAUCAAGCAAAAAAUGUAUGAGAAAAAACAGAAAAAAAAGAAUGCAUUUAUGUAUCUAUUUGUAAAGAUCUACAAGCAAUAUGAAAAAUAUCGUGAAUCAUAAUCACGUACAUCAACAAAUUAUAUUUGCAAAAAAGAUAAUCAUGAAGAGAUUAUAAAAAUAAUACUGAGAAGAACAAAAAAUUAUUUUCAAAAA